AUGGCUUCCUUGUCUCCGGACUCCACGGAACAAAAUGGCAAUAGCACUGAAGAGCCCGCCUCCGUGGAGGACGAGAAAGACGCGGAGCAAGUAGCCGAACGCCUGCUCCAAACUUUCCAGCUAUCCGCGGUGAGUUUUUCCACGGAGCAGGUCUCGUGUCUGUGCGAGGCCCUCCUGCAAGCGGGCAAUGUGGAUCGCCUGUGGAGAUUCCUCUCCACCAUCCAUCCCUCGUCCGAGCUGCUACGUGGCAACGAGACCCUGCUGAAGGCCCAGGCCUUAGUGGCGUUCCACAAGGAGCAUUUCAAAGAGCUUUACGCGUUGCUGGAGAGCCACGACUUCCAGCCGUCCAACCACGUCUUCCUCCAGGACCUCUACCUGAGAGCUCGCUACAAGGAGGCGGAGAGGUCCCGCGGCCGGAGCCUGGGCGCCGUGGACAAGUACCGGCUCAGGAAAAAGUUUCCUUUGCCCAAGACCAUCUGGGACGGCGAGGAAACGGUCUACUGCUUUAAAGAGAAGUCCCGCAACGCCCUCAAAGAAUGCUACAAGAGCAACAGGUACCCCACGCCGGACGAGAAGAAGAACCUGGCCAAAGUCACCGGGCUGUCCCUCACGCAGGUCAGCAACUGGUUCAAGAAUCGGAGGCAGAGGGACAGGACCCCACCUGGAACACACUGCAAAAGUGAGUCUGAUGGAAACCACAGCAGUGAGGACGAGGCUAGCAACAUGAACGACACAGCGGAUAAAGUGGACGAGCCCGCCGCCUCCAAGGCCUCCAUCAUCUCACUCUCAGCAGUGAACUGCGCCCAGGGAAGUCAGCUCAUCGUCAACGGCUCUAGCAGCUUCCUCGCAGCUUCUCAACCGUUACUGUUCAAUGGCAAUUCGCUCAUCUCUGGUACUGGUGCUGGUGUUAUCAUCAAUGGGCUGAAUUUGGGGGAUUGCCAGAAAGUCACCCUGAGUCCCGUUGCAAGCUCACCUUUGAUACUGAAUGGACCUCAGGUUCUAGGCAAACCGGGAGCUCCGCAGCAAGCCGAUCAGCAGGUCUCUCCCAUUGUCACAAAACCAAGCAGUCUUCCAGCAGUCGUAUUUAGCACAAACACCUCACCGAUCUCCAACCCGACGUCAGUCAUCACUCUACCCGCGCAAGCAAAGAGCCGCAGUAACAAUGCAGUAGAUUUCAUCAAUGUGUCUGAAGACAUAAAACAAGAAAGCAACCAGCUCGCAUGCUCCUCUUCAACCUUGUCUCCAUCUUCGCCGACUUUAUUGCCAACUAGCCAUCCAUCUCUGGCCCUUACACAAUCUCCCCAGUGCCAGGAUGCCAUCAUAACAUCAGCAGCCUUGCCCAUUUCCACUUCUGCCUUGUCCCUGCCAAAUCAGCAGGGGGACUUUGUUGCCUUUGCCAGUUCUUCACCUCAGAUAAACCCUCCUAGCGCACUCGUCAACUCCGUUCAAUCAACUCCUCAGGUGUUCUCCUUGCCCCAGGUUGUCCCUUCCAUCCAGGGUAUACCAGUGUCCCAGCUGGUUCAACACUCUUCCAUAGGGCAGGUGUCCCAAUGUCCUCAACUAGUCCCGGUUUCCCCACUCACAGCUCCGGCCAUUAACUUCCAAAGCAUUCCGUCUACGUGCAGACAGCCAGAUACUUCUAUACCCUUGACUGAUGCUUCCACAACCCUGGUGUCUAUCUCACAGGUACCCACUACUCCUCUACCACAGCAAGUGAUGCACCAGUUGGGAAACCAAACCAACAACUCCUUGCCUUCUAAACUCGAAAUACCACAGGUCAUUUCCAUCACUUCGCCAACACAUGUGGUUCCAGUACCGCAGGCGAAAGCCACCGCACCAGCACAGUUAGUCCCAGUAUCCGUGCCCCAGCUGGUGCCGGUCUCGUCCAGCCAAACAUCGAGCACCAUCUCAUUUCCCCAAGUGGUUCCUGCCAGUCCCUCUCUGUCCAUGACCUCAGCCGGAGUUCCCAUGCAGGUCCUGGCUUCCGCUCCUGGUGGGAUAAAUCAAAGUCCUCUCAGGAUAAACCAAAUGAGACCCAUUCAGAGUGUGGUGCCCCCGACCGGUGUGUCCCCUGGUAUGCAUCUGCUCAACUCUGGGAUCAUUCAGCUUCCUUCUGCACCUCAAGGUAACCUUCUCCUGGGUGGAAGCCCCUAUUUAAGUGUUCAGCAAGGCAAGCUGAUUCUGACCAUUCCGGCUGGCUUUCAACUCACCAGUUUGCCUCUGAAACCAGUUUCUGACCCAUCCACCCUUCCCACUAACGGGGUUAACCUUGGUCUCAUGCCUUCAAACGUUCCUGUAGCGUCCCAGCUUUCAGCCACCUCAGAGCAGCCCGCCAGUGUUCUUGCAACAUCUCCGCUGAAUUUCCUCAAUCCACCCGCUCCGUUUUACACCACAGAAACCGGGAGCGCAACCACCCAGACAUCAUCGGUUUCAUCCCCGACCACGCUGGAUCCAUCAGUCACCCCUACCACACCACACACACUCUCUCCGGAGAGCAUGCUCACCCUCAGUCCCAUGUAUGGAGGAGGGGUGACACCUAGCAGCCAGUUAUCUCAGCCGGCCUGGAGCCCCCUGCCUCUCUCCACUUCGGCUGGUCUGAAUUUGUUUGACGGGCGGGGGAAGGGGGACCUACCUGUAGAUCCGGCUUUGUUGGGUCUACCGGGCGGGGACGCGUUGCUUCUGGGUAGCCCUUCUUCAGAGCAGGACAGCAGCUCCCCACUGGAGCAUCCGGAAGAGAUAAGUGGGGACGCCAAGAUUCUAACUCAACUUCAGUCUGUCCCGGUGGAUGAUGACCUAGGCUUGUAG
This is a messenger RNA of Nerophis lumbriciformis (worm pipefish), 2805 nucleotides long. Lineage: Eukaryota; Metazoa; Chordata; Actinopteri; Syngnathiformes; Syngnathidae. The record is from RefSeq and is a predicted model, not a curated record.